Molecule: messenger RNA, 1284 nt
Organism: Caenorhabditis remanei
Lineage: Eukaryota; Metazoa; Nematoda; Chromadorea; Rhabditida; Rhabditidae
Exons: 7
Coding region: 1-1284 (427 amino acids)
Cellular component (GO): nucleus; cytoplasm
Molecular function (GO): protein serine/threonine phosphatase activity
Source: RefSeq, a predicted model, not a curated record
AUGAGUGCUUCCAAUCCGACUCCUCCACCUCCUCAUGCUAAUUCUACUGCUCCAGCUGCUCCAGCUGCACCACUUCCAACUGCACCUCCCUCCACUCCACCUCCAUCGGCCCCAAGUUCUACUCAUCCGAAUGCUGCUGCUGCUGCUCCAAGUCAAGGUAGAGUAGAGCCAUGCGAGGCUAAUCGUUGGACGGUUCUCGAGGCUGACGAAAUGAGUUUCAAACUAUCGGAUAUGAUCAAGAAGUUGUUAACAAAAGGAACAGCCAAGGCAGUUAAAUUCGACUUUAAAGAAGUUCACAUACUUCUCAAUCGGGUAAUGAAAUAUUAUCAAAGUCCACCAGAGAAGAAGGGAUUGGCUGCAGUUCCUCCUCCGCCAGCUGGUUCUGUAUCCGCAACAACUUCGAUUACUCCUCCAAAGUCUCCAGCUCAACCACUUCUUGAACUUCAAGCACCCGUCAAUAUUUGUGGAGAUACCCAUGGACAAUACAACGAUUUACUUCGUAUUUUUAAUUCUUGUGGAGCUCCCACUAAGCAUCAAUACCUGUUUCUCGGAGACUAUAUCGAUCGGGGUCGUCACUCUUUGGAAGUUAUCAUUCUUCUUUUUGCUUUGAAGUUGGCUGUUCCCAAAAAAGUGCAUUUAUUGAGAGGGAAUCAUGAGUUGAAGGCAAUUAACAAAAACUAUGGGUUUUUCGGAGAACUAAAAGCAAGAUUCCGCACUGGAGUUCAACAAGCAGAGUCUUUGUAUAUCCACUUCAAUCAAGUCUUCUCCUACAUGCCACUAGCAGCCAUUGUUUCGAAACGGAUUCUGUGUAUGCAUGGAGGAAUCUCUCCACAUUUGCGAUCUCUGGACGAUAUCCGUGCCAUUCCUUUGCCGCUAGAAACUGCCAAAUCUCAUCUUCUUGCAUGUGAUCUUCUUUGGGCAGAUCCGGAGAAGACUGCGAAUGGAUUCGAGCCCAAUAAGAUACGUGCCAUCUCGCAUAUUUUUGGAAAGAAAGAGGUAGAUGAGUUGUGUAAACGACUUGAUAUUGAUCUGAUUGUCAGAGCUCAUCAGGUCGUUGAAUACGGUUACGCUUUCUUCGCUGAUCGUCGCCUCAUAACUGUCUUUUCGGCAUCUCGUUAUCAAGAUGAAUUGCAUAAUUAUGCUGCUGUGGUCAUUGUAAAUCGAAUGCUCGAAUUGAGUUUCGUCCAAUUGAAACCCGAAGAAUUCGAGAAGAGGCGAGAGGAACAAGAUAAAGCUGGAGGAGUCAAUCAGGAACAAGUCACUGCGAAUACAACAGAAAAAUAG